Molecule: messenger RNA, 942 nt
Organism: Cynara cardunculus var. scolymus (artichoke)
Lineage: Eukaryota; Viridiplantae; Streptophyta; Magnoliopsida; Asterales; Asteraceae
Exons: 1
Coding region: 98-547 (149 amino acids)
Source: RefSeq, a predicted model, not a curated record
CUUCAUAACAUACCAACUUCUUUUUUUAUUCAAUCAAUAUCCUUUCUAAUUCAAAAUCUCAACUUUCUUGCUCUCCGAGUUUUUUUUUUUUACAUCAAUGGCGGCUCAACGCAAGAUCAGCCGUUGGUCUCUGUUAGGCAGGCUGCGGACCGCCGUAAAGAAGGUCACAUUCCUUCUCAACUUCAACAUGAACCGGUUACGGCUUGCCUCCUCCAUGGUUCGUGGUGGUAAUCUGAGCAGCAGGCGGCUCAGCUUCAACGAACGCUAUGGCUUGACAUCCAUCAUGUCUUCCUCCUCCGACGAAGAUUACACAAACUGGCGGUCUCCAACAGCUUCUUCGUCUCCAGAUCAGCAAGGUGAUCAGCUACAGAAGACCAGAAGCUUUCCCUUGCAACGAACCACAAGUUUCCCUGAAGAAGAUGAUAUUGAUAAGAAAGCUGAGAUGUUUAUCGCCAAUUUCUAUCGACAACUACGGAUGGAAAGACAAGUAUCUUUGCAGCUCAGGUACAACAAGGAUAAUACAACAUCCAAUACUUAUUCACCAUGAAUGUAUAUAUAAAGAUCAGUCUUAAUUUUCUGUUUCCAAAAGUAAAUAAUGAAGUUUUUGGUGGUGAUGUCGUUCUUGAGCAAUUAUUUUGGCCAUGGGAAUGACUAUGGAUCAGAUCGAUGAAUCAGAUUUUGAGAAAAGACUCAACGAUUUGAUCAUAUAUAUAUAUAUAUGGAGGUCAUCAUUUUGGUGUUGAGAUCUUCAUUUGUAAUAUUAGUAUUCGGGUUUGUUUGUUCUUUAAAUUUGUUGAUUUUUUUAUCGAGUUGUAGGGAAAAAAGAAAAGAAUUUGGCUGCUUUAUUGUUCUUGACUGAAAUUUUCUACCGAACCACAUCCUUCUUUAAGUCUUGUUCAGUUGGGAUAUGUAAUUAUUCAUCCUUUUCUACUUUGAUCUUCU